Plutella xylostella (diamondback moth) is the source of this 614-nucleotide messenger RNA. The record is from RefSeq and is a predicted model, not a curated record. Lineage: Eukaryota; Metazoa; Arthropoda; Insecta; Lepidoptera; Plutellidae.
UAAUUACAGAAAUUAAUUUCUUGAUAAAUUUUAUUGGUUCCCUUCGUGUAACUAAUUUCUAAAUAGAUAUGGAACGAAAAAUAUUAAAUGAAGUAGGUAAGUAAUCAUGGAAAUAAUACAAAACCAUUUCACGGUGAAAAUUUCAACAUGAACAUGAACACGAAAUUUUCUUUAUAAGUUGGUGCGCCGGUUUGUCAGUACAGUAUUCAGUUUCAGAAGGGUUUCAAAAUGAAACUGUUUGUCUUUGUUCUGUCUAUAUUAGUCGUGAUGGCUGCAGUAUUUGCACAGCCACAGGGGCGUUUCCGCCGCAAGCUCGACGACGCCGACCACUACCGCCCACGAGGCGGAGUGCUGACAGAUGACGAGGCGCAGGCGGACCCCCCGGAGUGUACUGACGAGUACUGCGAGCCCCCAACACACCCCCCCCGCGCCCCCGCGGCGAGACGCCAAGGCAAUGGCUGCCCGUUUGACUACUGCCCUCCCACCGUGCACCCCCGCUCUAAGAUAUAUAUAAAGCUCAAUGCUCAAGCUGACUUAAACGUUGGGGGUGGUCUACCGUAGAAGAGAAAAGUCAAGCGGAUUCCUUAGCUCAAUUAAUGGCACACAUUUCCAGG